UCAACAGCUCCAUCAUCUCACCAAGCCGGCAAUUCCAUCCCCUUCGACCCCUCCGACCGCAUCCUCCUCGUAGGCGAAGGCGACUUCUCCUUCGCCGCAAGCCUAGUCGAGCACCACGCCUGCCACAACCUCACAGCAACAAGUCUCGACACCCGCACAGAGCUCCUAGCAAAAUACGCCCCGCAAGCAGAAGAGCACAUCCGCGCGCUCGAAGAAGCAGGACAAACAGUGCUACACAACGUCGACGCAACAAAACUAGAGCGCAACAAAGCGGUCAUCAAAGCAGCAGCAGCAGCAGCCGCCGGCAACCAUGGCGAAGCGGCGGCGCACGGCUUCGACAAAAUCCUCUUCAACUUCCCGCACAUAGGCGGCAAAUCCACCGACGUGAACCGUCAAGUGCGCGCAAACCAAGAACUCUUGGUCUCCUUCUUCGCCUCCUGCACCUCAAACACCUCCCCUCCCCUCCUCGCCCCCCGCAGCGGCCAAAUUCUCAUCACCCUCUUCGACGGCGCCCCUUACACCCUCUGGAACAUCCGCGAUUUAGCCCGGCAUUCUGGCCUUGAGGUGGAGCGGAGUUUCAAAUUCGAUGCGGGGUUGUAUCCGGGGUAUAGGCAUGCGAGGACGUUGGGGAAUUUAGUUGGGGAGGGGGGGUGGAGGGGG
Molecule: messenger RNA, 660 nt
Organism: Neohortaea acidophila
Lineage: Eukaryota; Fungi; Ascomycota; Dothideomycetes; Mycosphaerellales; Teratosphaeriaceae
Exons: 1
Biological process (GO): rRNA base methylation
Cellular component (GO): cytoplasm
Molecular function (GO): rRNA (uridine-N3-)-methyltransferase activity
Source: RefSeq, a predicted model, not a curated record